AUGGUGCUGCUGGAGACCGAGCACUUCUUGACGGAGCUGACCAGACUCUCCCAGAAGUGCCCGUUAUCCGGCAGCGUGUUCAUCACCCUGAAGAAGUAUGAUGGUCGAACUAAACCCAUUCCAAGGAAAGGUUCUGUAGAGGGCUUUGAGCCCUUAGACAACAAUUGUCUGUUCAGAGCUACUGAUGGGAAAAAGAUCAGCACCGUGGUGAGCUCCAAAGAAGUGAACGAGCUUCAGAUGGCUUACUCAAACCUACUGAGAGCUAACGUGGAUGGGCUGAAGAAGAGGGACAAAAAAAGCAAGAGUAGGAAGAGCAAAGCAGUGCAGAGAAGGGCACCAGAUACCCUGCUUUCACCAACUAACCACUGA
This is a messenger RNA of Neomonachus schauinslandi (Hawaiian monk seal), 369 nucleotides long. Its product is annotated as signal recognition particle 14 kDa protein-like. Gene Ontology annotation, molecular function: endoplasmic reticulum signal sequence receptor activity; 7S RNA binding. Gene Ontology annotation, biological process: SRP-dependent cotranslational protein targeting to membrane. Bases 1 to 369 code for a protein of 122 amino acids. The record is from RefSeq and is a predicted model, not a curated record. Gene Ontology annotation, cellular component: signal recognition particle, endoplasmic reticulum targeting. Lineage: Eukaryota; Metazoa; Chordata; Mammalia; Carnivora; Phocidae. The transcript has a single exon.